AGAAUACAUACCGAUAAAUGAAUCCAAUUUCGAACCUACAGUUAUCUCAAUACAAGAGUAUAACCCAGUGCUUACUGUCAAAUGGCAUAAUGAAUUUGAGCUUGGUACUCACUGUUGAUCCAUUAUUCUUAAAUAUUGCAAGAGUAAUGAAAACUCAUAACAAACUUGACAAGCUUCCAAAAUUGGUGAGCAGGAUUUCUGAAGAUAAAAUCUUGCCAGAGGACUUCUUACAAGUCCUGGGCUAUUGCUCUUGCAGUACUGAUGCUCUUUCAUCAAUGGACCAGUCUAGUAAAGCCUCUAAGGAGGAGAAGACCUUAAUUGAGGAACUUCAGAAAAACUGAAAGAAUGACGACAUUAGUGUUGCGAAUCAAAAUGAACUCGCCCAGAUAAGAAAUAAUGCAAAAAUCCGGAAAAGGAAGGAUGAAAAAUUGCCUGAAACACAUCCAACAGAGAUAAAAAUAGUCAUAAACCCCAAAACAGGGAGGAAAAAUAAGACAAUCUAUUGCAAAAUUCCAGGAUGAAAUCGUAGCUUUGAGAAAUAAAUGGAACUAUAAAGAGCACAUAAACAUGCAUAGAGGCGAGAAGCCUUAUAAGUGAACUAAGUGCUCUAAGUCCUACACUCAAAAAGGGAACCUGACCAAGCACAUGAGGCAGCAUCAGUACAAAGACCUUAAGUCUAGGAAAGUCCAUCAGUGCCCUCUAUGUCCAAAGAAAUUCACUGAGAAGUAUAACCUCAAGUUCCACUUGAAGACUUGACAAAGAAAAUCAAGGACUCAAUAAACCGAACAUAAGAAAUCUGUGACCAGAAUUAAUAAUUUAGGCUUAAAGUUGCGUAU
Molecule: messenger RNA, 836 nt
Organism: Moneuplotes crassus
Lineage: Eukaryota; Ciliophora; Spirotrichea; Euplotida; Euplotidae
Source: the annotation of a GenBank genome assembly